CACAGAGCCACCUAUCAGAUGAGCGUAUACAAUGGGCUUAAAAUACCAACAAAACUUAUUUUCGUAACUUAAUCGUUUUAUUUUGCACUUUAGACAAACGUUUCGUGUCGUUGCGAGGACAGUGGCGUUUACGUGCGCAACGUUAUGCUUGAGUUUUAACCAAUUGUUGUGCGAGCAAAAACCGAGAUUGCCUCAGCUGGUUUAGCAGCCAGUCGAACUCUCAGUGUUUCUUCAUUCAUCAAAACCUUACCAGCACAUUUCUGGACUUAUCCAACUUCUAUACGCUUUUGAUAUUCUGGACAGGACUGGGUCGCCACCCCUUGUCACAGCGCCAUGGCUGACAGCAGCAUAGUUACUUUAGGGCCAGGCCGCAGCCUGCUGGUGGACUCCUCCGUAUACGACUCCCGGAUGGCCGAGACCUCAAAGGAGCAAUUUUUCAUGGGUCUACAUGCAGACGAGACAGAGGAUGUUUUGCCCAGAGUUGAGACCAGGGUGGUGUUGGUGGGGGAGGCCGGCAACAUUGCAGAACUUGAGAAAGCUCUUCAGGCCAUCACAAUAAUGGAAGUCCCUGUGGUAAAGAUUAAAGAAGGGCAGCCGGGCACAGAGGCGUGUGAGAAAUUGAUAAAGUCUAUAGUCAAUAUGGGUAUAAACACCCCCUGUAUCAAGACUGACAAUGUCAGAGAUUUUGGUGACGGCGAGAACUGCGAGUUCGAGACCGUGUUUGUGUUGAAAGACUUCCAGGCUCCCGAAUACAGCUUCCUGUACAAGAAUGACAACCGUAUCCUGGGGCCUCCUGCCGUGAUGCACUGUGCCAGCAAGGGAGAGCCUCUGCCGUUCUCCUCCAGGCCUCUCUACUCUAUGACCAUGCUCAACUUGUCUCUCUGCUUCACCGGAUUCCGUAAAAAAGAUGAAGUGGUUACCCUGGUAAAUCUCGUCCAUCACAUGGGCGGCACCAUCCGAAAAGACUUUGACAGCGCUAAAGUCACACACCUCAUCGCCCGUUCAACACAUGGUGAAAAGUACAGGUUGGCAGUGUGCAUGGGCACACCCAUCCUCACCCCUGAAUGGAUACACAAGGCAUGGGAGCACAGAGAUGACAUUAAUUUCCAUGCAGGCAACGAGGAGUUCCGCACCGAGUUUAAGGUCCCUCCGUUUCAGGACUGCGUCCUGAGCUUUCUGGGCUUCUCUGAAGAGGAGAAAACCAACAUGGAGGAGAGGACGCAGAAACACGGUGGACGGUUCCAGGCAGUGGGUGAUGCAAGGUGCACCCACUUGGUAGUUGAGGAGAACUCCAUUAAAGAACUGCCCUUUACUCCCUCCAAAAGGCUCUAUGUAGUGAAGCAGGAGUGGUUUUGGGGCAGUAUACAAAUGGACGCCCGUGCUGGGGAAAUCAUGUACUCUUAUGAAAAGCCGGAGAGUCCUGUGAUGAAGAAGGCUGUGUCUCUGCUGUCUCUCACGACACCCAACAGUGGCCGGAAACGUCGCCGUCUUAGAGAAACAUUGGCUCAGCUCACCAAGGAGACAGAGAUUUCUCCCUUCCCACCGCGCAAGAGACCCUCAGCUGAGCACUCCCUCUCCAUGGGCUCCCUGCUGGACUUCUCCAACACACCUGACACCUGCAAAUCCAGUGGAGAGCGCAGGUGCAGGAGGAGCAGCGGUAGGCGGAGGAGUGCCAGACAGAGUAGAUCAGAGAAACAGUGGCCACUGCAGCGUACCAGCACUCCUGUGUGCAGACAGGAAACAGACCAGACAGAGAAUGCCAAACCCCCCAAAAGCUCAACUCCCGCCCUUCCUAAGCAGUCAGCGCGCUGGCAGGUCUCCAAGGAGCUCUACCAAACUGAGAGCAACUAUGUUGAUAUCCUGGCCACGGUCCUGCAGCUCUUCAAAUACCCCCUGGAGAAAGAGGGGCAGGUGGGCGGCCCUAUUCUAGCUCAGGAAGAGAUCAAGACCAUUUUUGGCAGUAUUCCAGACAUCUAUGAAGUGCACACGAGAAUAAAGGCGGAUCUUGAGGAGUUGGUGAUGAACUGGUCUGAAGAGAGGAGCGUUGGAGACAUUAUCCUGAAAUAUUCUAGAGAUUUGGUGAAGGCCUACCCACCAUUUGUCAACUUCUUUGAGAUGAGCAAAGAGACCAUAGUCAGAUGUGAGAGACAGAAGCCGAGGUUUCAUGCGUUCCUGAAGAUUAAUCAGGCUAAACCCGAGUGUGGCCGUCAGACUCUUGUUGAACUUUUGAUUCGUCCUGUGCAGAGACUGCCAAGUGUUGCCCUCUUGCUGAACGAUAUAAAGAAACAUACAUCAGAUGACAACCCAGAUAAAGUGACCCUGGAAAAGGCUAUCGAGUCUCUCAAGGAAGUGAUGACCCACAUAAAUGAGGAUAAAAGGAAAACAGAGGGACAGAAGCAGAUUUUUGAUGUUGUUUAUGAAGUGGACGGCUGCCCUGCCAAUCUGUUGUCGUCACAUCGGAGUCUGGUUCACAGGGUGGAGACCAUCGCUCUGGGAGACAAACCCUGCGAUCGGGGAGAACAUGUCACACUCUUCCUGUUUAACGACUGUUUGGAGAUUGCCAGGAAGAGACACAAGGUCAUAACCACUUUCCGGAGUCCAUUGGGUCAGACGCGGCCACCCGCCCAGCUCAAACACAUAGCCCUGAUGCCUCUGUCCCAGAUCAGAAGAGUCCUUGACAUCCAAGACACAGAAGAGUGUCGGAACGCCUUCGCCCUGGUGGUACGUCCUCCUACAGAACAGGAGAACCUGUUAUUCAGUUUCCAGCUGACGGCCGAAGACACCCUCAAAUCCACCUGGCUCAAAACACUCUGUCGUCAAGUGGCCAACACGAUUUGCCGAGCUGAUGCGGAAGAUCUCAUUCAGAGCACCGAUCCUGACUCCGUCCAAGUGAGCACAAAGGACAUGGACAGCACACUCAGCCGAGCAUCCAGGGCCAUCAAAAAAACGUCAAAGAAGGUCACGAGAGCUUUUUCUUUCACUAAAACCCCCAAGCGUGUGCUUCAGAGGGCGUUUAUGGCCAAUGGUACCCCAGAUGAGAGGAGUCCUGGCCCAGAUGCCGAUCACAUGGGCCGAAUGUUCAGCAGCUCCACACUGGCUGCUGUUCAUUCCCCAUCGAUGAUCAACCUGUCCUCCGCCUUCGAGAGGAAGUAUCAUACCUUCAGCCGAUCCACAACUCACCUGUUCUGAACUUUGCAUCCUGAGUUGUCAUUAAUUUCCACACUACUACCAAGUCCGCCCGACGCCUCCAGCCCAAGACCCCCCACCUGGGUUUAAUUUGCAGCUCCAGAACCCACCAAAUGAAGUACAGCUUGUGUUGAUGUCAAUGUCUGGGCACAUUUAAUUAACCUUUAAGAGGCAUUUAUAACUGACAUGUUCUGAUUUUUAUUAGAGGGGUAGAGUAUUUACACUGUUAUUAACCACUGAAAGUAUUUCUUAAUGUUUUGCAAGACAGGCCCUAAUCUAAACUAAUCUAGUUUUCAGCUUUUAUAAAGCUAUACACAUCUAGCUGUUGCAUUUAAGUGGAAAUGCACUGCUUUAAACGCGGCCUUACAUUUGUGCGUACUUUUAGAAGUGAUUUUUAUUGUUGAUUUAGGGGUAUUGAUUUCUAAAAGUCAAAAGAGUUGUUGCGGUCCGCCUGCCAUAUUUAUUCUCCAGAAUCACUUCUAUAAAUAGUUUAUGUAAAUCUUUCUUUCCGUCUCUAUUUAUGUGUAAAUAUUGUGAUUGUGUCAUAUUAAUAAUAGUUUGUCUCCACUGCUUGUACCUUUUUGUAGUCUCUGCACUUAUGUCAACACGAAAUGUAGUCAUGUUUCACGUUUGUCUGUAAAAGGGAAUCAUAUGUCUGCCUGCUGCAGAUUUGUUUGGAGUGGGUGGUUUUGUUAUUGUUUGACUACUUUUGAAGGUGACUUCAUUUAUUCUAUAUUAAUAAAAGAAGCAUAAAGCCUU
This is a messenger RNA of Sinocyclocheilus anshuiensis, 3945 nucleotides long. It is a transcript of the gene ect2, whose product is annotated as epithelial cell transforming 2. The record is from RefSeq and is a predicted model, not a curated record. Gene Ontology annotation, biological process: nervous system development; regulation of cytokinesis, actomyosin contractile ring assembly; activation of GTPase activity. Bases 334 to 3189 code for a protein of 951 amino acids. NCBI's taxonomy places the organism in Eukaryota, Metazoa, Chordata, Actinopteri, Cypriniformes, Cyprinidae. The transcript is spliced from 26 exons. Gene Ontology annotation, cellular component: cell cortex; nucleus. Gene Ontology annotation, molecular function: GTPase activator activity; guanyl-nucleotide exchange factor activity.